Drosophila subpulchrella is the source of this 2011-nucleotide messenger RNA. RefSeq lists its product as uncharacterized. The coding region runs from base 341 to 1531 and encodes 396 amino acids. The transcript has 6 exons. NCBI's taxonomy places the organism in Eukaryota, Metazoa, Arthropoda, Insecta, Diptera, Drosophilidae. The record is from RefSeq and is a predicted model, not a curated record.
CAGUCACGAACGACGGACGGUCCACGAACGAGUAGUACGCAGAAAAUUUGGACCCAUUCGGUUUUAUUCAUAUCUUUUGGAUGCGUGCCGAGCGUCGCGUGGUUUAAUUUCGGGUUCGGCAAUUAACAUAUCCAUCGCUUUUUAUGCAAAUCGGUGAUAUUGAAAGAGUCUAGCCACAUGAAACUUAGCAAAUGUGAAGAAAAAAACAAUCAAUAGCCAUUUUUUCGAUAAGAAAAACAAUAAUUGUGAACAAAAUAUGUGCGAUAAAGUUGUUUAAUAGAAAAAAGGAAACAUAGUAAUCCGGAGAAAUUCUGAACAACGAUAAAAAUAACAUGCCAAAAUGGAGCUGAUUAAGAAAUACAAAGAGGGGAAGCUAACCACCAGCGAUAUUCGCAAUCUAAAUAACACCGUAAUAUGUCUGAUGGUCCUCGUGGCAGUGUUUUCCAUUCUAUGGAGUAUCUCGCUGCACAUGAUAUCGGGGGAUCUGAACGAGGGAAUGGGAAUCGUUAGUGACAAACUCAUUUUCCGGGAACGCAAUAUGGAUCAAUUGUGCGAUCAUUGCAAACAGAUCCUUCAUAAGGACUUUAUCGAAGCCACGCAGAAUGCCUAUGGCCGAAAGUACUCCGUGCAGGAUGUCCAGUCCGAUUCGCUGCAAAGCGAGAGCCAAACCACAAAGCCAGGGUAUAAGAUACCGCAUAUCUUUGAUUCCAUUGAGAACCGACCUAAGUUGGAGCGUCUCAUGGCAGAAAAAAAGGAGGAGUUGGUCACGAGCACUACGACUCCGCCGCCAAAGAUCACCUUCAAUGCUGAGGCAGAUCGUCACUUCCUGAGCACAAUGACCAUUGAUAUUUAUUCCACUAUUUGGAAACAAGGCAUUGGAGCUCAGUUUGUCUAUGCAUUUCCCCUCAUAUCAGAGAUAGUGGCCAUCAUCUGGACAGCCAUGUGUCUAAUCUUCCAGACAGGCAGCAAAAAGAGCUCAGUUCUGCCGAAACCCUGGCGCAUUGUAGUGCCUUCGAUAAUCAUUUUCUCGGUGAUGAGUUUGGGUAGCUUGGUCUAUACGAUCCUGACCAAUGGUUAUCUUAAGCGAUUGUGUGGCCAAUUGAGGGGGAACCUCACAGAUCCCACUGCCAUCAGUUGUGGCAAUGCCAUCGCCCUUCUGCGUCCCAUCGUCCAUGACCACAAUGUGUCCCACGAUACGUAUCUGGAGCUAUUCCGCUCUAGCUACAUCAUUGGAAUGGUGCUGUGGAUCAUCGCUCUGCUGGUCAUGGUACUGCGAUUUAUCUUCGCCGUGGAUUUCCAGCUGGUGGACGUCGAUGAGAUGUUCGAUAACGAUCGGUAUGGGUCUCCACAAGUCCAAAUACAACCAGUUUACACGGAGGUGGUGCAGCAGAGCAGUCCGCAGCACCAGACGCAGAUGCGUCCCAGAUCGGAGGACGACUAUCAGAGUGCCAGGUCGCGUUUGAGCGAUCUUGCAGUGCCACUUUUGGAGGUGCAGGGCCAGUCCCAGGUUCCGCCCACUAACUUGGCCUAAUCCCACGGCUGGCCCAAGGAUCAGCAAUCUCAGGUUUAUUUUUAUACGAUGUGUUAGUGUUUAGUAGAUGGUGCCUAAGUAAUAUUAUAUCAACUAACUGGAUUAUAGUAUAAGUUUUGGAGACUCUCCAGUCGAAAGUCCUUAAUCAAUCGAUAUUUAAUUGAUAUUGUUCACUGUCUUAGCUUAGGGAACUCGUGCCUCGAUAUCUUAUCCGUAAAUGUGACUUUAUGGGAGAUGUAAUAGAAUCGAAAUAUAAAUGUGGUCAAUAUAUUGCAUACUCUUAGGCUGAAAUAUUGUUAAAACAAAACAGUUUGAAUUUUUAAAAUCGUAUACCUAGUUAAGCCACAUUUUCCAAUCGAUCCCCUAGAUUUUAACCCAUGAUGACUUUAAUCCAAAUGUUUUAUUUUAAAAAUGCAAUAGUCUAACCAUUGACAAGUGCGAAAACAAGUGCGAAUAAAAUACAAAUAUUGUGUAUACGAA